AUGUGCGCUGCGGGCAGCACGCGCUCGCAGGAGAUCGAGGAACUGGAGCGCUUCAUCGACUCCUACGUGCUGGAGUACCAGGGCGAGGCCGUCACCGACGGGGACAAGACACAGGUCUCCCAGGUGAGCACGCUUAGGAGGACGCAAGACAAAGUAGCGAUGGCGGCCACUGAGGCUGUUGAGGUUCGUGUGGUGCUAUGCAGUGUGGUGCUAUGCAGUGUGGUGCUAUGCAGUGUGGUGCUAUGCGGUGUGGUGCUAUGCGGUGUGAGGCCUGUACAGUGUGGUGCUAUGCGGUGUGAGACCAGUGCAGUGUGGUGCUAUGCAGUGUGGUGCUAUGCAGUGUGGUGCUAUGCAGUGUGGUGCUAUGCGGUGUGGUGCUAUGCGGUUGUGGUGCUAUGCAGUGUGGUGCUGUGUAGUAUGGUGCUAUGCAGUGUGGUGCUGUGUAGUAUGGUGCUAUGCAGUGUGGUGCUGUACAGUGUGGUGCUAUGCGGUGUGAGACCUGUACAGUGUGGUGCUAUGCAGUGUGGUGCUAUGCAGUGUGGUGCUAUGCAUGUGGUGCUGUGUAGUAUGGUGCUAUGCAGUGUGGUGCUGUACAGUAUGGUGCUAUGCAGUGUGGUGCUGUACAGUGUGGUGCUAUGCGGUGUGGUGCUGUGUAGUCAGUACUCAGGUUGUUCUCAGGGAGACUUGGUGACCCACUCAGCGUGGUUGAACCGCUCCAGCAUCAUGUACGCGGGGGAGGACAAGUGGUCUGUGGACCCGCGCGUGAGCCUGGUGACCCUGAGCCCGGAGGAGUUCACCAUCAAGAUCGAGAACGUGGACUUUGCGGACGAGGGCCAGUACAUAUGCGCAGUGCAGACGCGGAGCAAAGCCACCACCACCUCCGUACACGUCAUCGUCAUGGUGCCUCCUAAGAUCUCCGGUCUGUCGGACAGCCUGGUGGUGAACGAGGGGGCCAACGUCAGCCUGGUGUGCUCGGCCAGCGGCAAGCCGGAACCCUCCGUCAGCUGGAAGAUCAUCUCACCCUCAGCCCAGGUCCUGACGACGGAGGAUGAGUUCCUAGAGAUCCAGUCCAUCUCCAGGCAGCGGGCGGGAACGUACGAGUGCACAGCCGUCAACGACGUGGCCACCGACACGCAGACAGUGGAGCUAACUGUGAACUAUCCGCCUUCCCUGUCGGAGGGUGUGGAUGUGGGCGUGACCCUGGGCCAGCGUGGCGUCCUGCAGUGCCAAGCGGAUGCCGUGCCCGCCGCCGACUUCGAGUGGUACCGUGACGACAGGAGAGUAUUCACCGGUGUUGAGGGCCUUGAGAUUGAAGACAGUGGUCCUCUCUCAACGCUGACUUUCUUCAACGUAUCUGAGGCGGACUAUGGCAACUACACUUGUGUUGCCGUCAAUACUCUCGGUAGCGCUAACACCAGCAUGAUCCUGUUUGAGGUUGUAGAGCCCACUAGCUCAACGCUACUGCAAGGUCCUGGAGCAGUGCAGGAUGUGAACGCGGCCUGGAGAGCGGAGAGCCAGACGUGGAGCGGCCUCCUCGCCCUGCUGCUCGCCCUCCACUUCCUCCUCCUCAAGUUUUGAUGCUAAACGCUAAACGGGUAUCUCCCACGGGGCCAGUAAUCACACAGUUAUCGCGUGUUUUUCUCUAACCCGGAUACUGCAGCAGACGCAGUGUAGAGAGAUGAGAUGAGAGGAGAUGAGGUGGAUAGAUGAGAGGAUGGAGAGGGAGAAAGAGGAGAGGGAGGGAUAGAGGAUGAGGGAGUGAAUGAGACAUAGCUAUUUGGCAACCUGAUUUGAAACAGAAUUGAAAAAAAUGUUAUGCAGUAAAAUUGUUGUUGAGUUUGACAAUGUCCUUGUGUUAUGUUCAGUUUUGCCCCCCAGAUUGAGCUCUGUACACUUCUGUAUCUGUUUGGUAUGUAACUAAAAUUAAAAAAAAAAACUUGGGUUUUUAUUUGUCACCGUGUGUGCACAAUGAUAACAAUUUGGUCAAAUGGCAAUGAAAGUACAUGAUUUAAAGGUGCACUGUGUAAUAUUUUGGAAGUACAUGAUUUAAAGCAGAGUGUGUAAAUUGUCAUUGCACAAAACAAUGUACUGUACGUUUUAACAAUCAUUCUAAGAUAUUUAGAAUGUAGAGUGGACUUCGAUUGAUUGAGAUCUACCAAUAGGGUUUGUAAAUUAUUACUCAUUAAUUUUAAUUGUGCUAUAUGUUUAGCAUUGGUUAUAUUGCCAUUUUUGUUGGUUUGUUUAAGUAAUUUUAUUUUUGUUUUGUUUCUGUUUUUGGUAACUUCUAAUGACUGUCAGUUGUCAGUCUGCUGUUGCGACUACAAAUUCCUCAAUACACUGGACCUCUGGAAACGUCAGUGAUAGCAUAUCAUGCAUGGAUGGACUGAGAGUAUCUUGUUGACAGUACAUUUAACAUGGUGUUUUCUUGUGAAUCUAUGGCAAGCGACUUCUCUGUUUUCUUUUGAUUUUGUUUUGAUAGUUGAAAAGGAUCUCCUCCUCCUCCACAUAUUUCUCGUUUUCAGAUGUGUGCAUUCCUUUUGGAAUCGUUUCUUUGAGGUUGUUUGGUUGGUUGGUUGAUUUGUAUGCAUUUACAUAGACACCGUUUUCAACAACAUAGGAGAAUGCUGUUAUAUUUUUGGACCUAGUCAGACGCAGCGGCAGCAUCUUACUACUUUAUGUUGUGAACGCAGCGUUCACAUGUGUUGAGAGACACCAAUCACAGCCACCUGUAUAUUUCCAUCAUGGAGAAUGAAAAGUAAAACAAAAUACAAAAUGUUAGGCGGAGGUCAACCUCCAUCCCACCCACCCACCGGCCAGCCAACCAAACACACACACACCCACCAACCAAUCAAACACACACCCACCAACCAACCAACCAAUCAAUCAUCACCAGACCAACCUGCGGAACAACAUGGCCACCACAAAUGGGAGCGGCCAUGACAGAUGAUGCGCGUAACCGUAACCGAGGUGUCUACUCAACCGUGUGCCAUGUUAGUGUAACGGUUUAGAAGAGGUCAGAGGUCAGUGUGCAUACAUACAUACAGUACAUAGAGCAUAGUGGACAAGGAGUGAAGCACUCACUAAUAAUUACUACCCAGUACAUUUUACAGUAAGAUUUCAACACUUGGAAUGUCCAAAUGAACAACAUGAUCUCAAAAAUCUGUGUCCAGGAGCACGGAUUUUGCCAAAAUUCCGUGCUCCUGGAUUUCGCGUCCUUAACAUCCGUGUCCAGGAGCACAGAAUUUUUGGAGAUCAGGUUGAAAUGAACAUUCCCCUUGUUAGUUCUCCUCUCUAGGUGUUGGAUUAACACAAUCUAAUGAGCUGUGUCACCUCAGGGCUUUGGGAUCAGGUUAAUUAAACCAGGUGCAACUUAAUGACCACAUGUUUUUGUUUUUUGUUACACUUUACAUGGCGUCGGUGUCAUAUGUAUAACAUAACAAUGUCAUAAUAGUGUCAAAAGAGUGUCAUAAUAGUGUCAAUCAUGUACAAGUGAUGAGCAUGAUAUCAAUGGCAUAAACGUGUUAUGGUCAUGACAAGUUGACAAUGUUAGGGCUGCCUUAACCAUAACCGAAUGUCACUUCAUGACAAAAAUGUAAUGUUUGACACAAUGUCAGUCAGACACAUGCAUGACUGUUAUGACAGUGUUAUGUCAUCCAUGUGACGCUGGCGUCAAGUUAAGUGUUUUCUCUCUGCAGUAUCGUAGUGUUGAUCCCUCAAGCCUAGCCCAAAGAAUUAGAAGUGAAUAGAUACCUUAAUACUGUAUAGCACCACUCAGUAGUUCACAUGGAUGCACAUGGUAACAUAAGAUUAAAUGUGUGUUUCAGUUGACCAUAUUUAUAUCAGUUUAUUGGGUUUUUUUCUGGGAAAAAUACAUAAAAAUAAAACAAAAUAAAAAUCGUCAAAAUAAAACAGUACAGCACAUGUCAUCUUAACCCAAAUGAAACUACAUUCUCUAAAUAUAGGAGAUUUUAUGAUUCAUCUCAUACCAUUAUGAUGGAGCUCAGAAAUUGUUUAUGUUUAGGUAUUUUUCCUCUGUUUGAGGUUAAGAAAUGCAUUUUUAUACACAUGUUACAUUUCAUCUGGUUAACUGUUGAUGCAAAGUAUGUUGUUCCCUCACCAUCACAUAUAGAUUUUGUAAAGAUAUUUCAGUACAGUACGAGUGUCAGAGUUCAUGCAGAACAAAUUGUUGAUACAUAAAACUAUGCUUUACUGAAACCAUUUGACUUUCUAAGAGGUGUGUUUUACAACAUAUAGAAUGCCAGUUUGUUAGCUACUUCACUUCAAUACCGCCCAGUCCUUCACCACAGCUCCUUAAUGCGCAUCAGUGGACGGUCUAAACAUGCGACUACACACUACUGAUAUUGCAGUGAGGGGCUCUGUAUUGUAUUUGGUUUCAUCAUCUUUCUGAUUAGUACAGGCCGUGAAUUGGUGACACUUCUUGGCAUCACCA
This is a messenger RNA of Engraulis encrasicolus (European anchovy), 4450 nucleotides long. RefSeq names its product neurotrimin (gene ntm). Lineage: Eukaryota; Metazoa; Chordata; Actinopteri; Clupeiformes; Engraulidae. Bases 1 to 1578 code for a protein of 525 amino acids. The record is from RefSeq and is a predicted model, not a curated record. The transcript is spliced from 12 exons.